This is a messenger RNA of Condylura cristata (star-nosed mole), 3846 nucleotides long. It is a transcript of the gene ZBED9, whose product is annotated as zinc finger, BED-type containing 9. The coding region runs from base 1 to 3846 and encodes 1281 amino acids. Gene Ontology annotation, molecular function: nucleic acid binding. NCBI's taxonomy places the organism in Eukaryota, Metazoa, Chordata, Mammalia, Eulipotyphla, Talpidae. The transcript has 5 exons. Gene Ontology annotation, biological process: DNA integration. The record is from RefSeq and is a predicted model, not a curated record.
AUGGCAGCAGGCGCCAGGGCGCUGGACGUCUUGGCUGGCCAGGCUUCCGAGGGUCAAGGGGAGAUUAUCAAAGUAAAGGUUAAGGAAGAAGACCAUAGCUGGGAGCAGGAGUCCUGCCCACAGGGUACACUGUCUCAUAGCAGGGAACUCGCCCGUCAGCGCUUCAGGCAGUUCUGCUACCAGGAGACACCUGGGCCCAGGGAGGCGCUGGGCCGGCUCCGGGAGCUGUGUCGCCUGUGGCUGCGGCCCGAGACGCGCAGCAAGGAGCAGAUCCUGGAGCUGCUGGUGCUGGAGCAGUUCCUGACCAUCCUGCCCGGGGAGCUGCAGGCCUGGGUGCGGGGGCAGCGUCCCGAGAGCGGGGAGGAGGCGGUGCUGCUGCUGGAGGAUUUGGAGCGGGAACUGGAUGAACCUAGACAACAGGUCCCACAGGGCCCAUUUGGGCAGGAAGUUCCUAUGGAAGAAAUGGCCCCUCUGGAUGACACAAAGGAGCCCUUAGGUGCCCAGCCGCAGUCUUUGGAAGACAGGGCGGACUGUCAGUCUCCAGAGCCACACCCGCUUCAGGAUAAUGGGUCAUUUUUGUGGCUUUCCAUGAUGUCUCAAAGCAUGGGUGACGAUAACCUCAAUAGCUUGGAGCCUAGUGAAGCAGAAAUUGAACCAGAAAACAUGAGAGAAAAGUUCUUCACAAGCUUAGCAGUGCUACUAGAAAGCAAAAGUAAUAAUACCAAGAUAUUUUCUAAAGCCAAGUACCGUCAGUUAAUAAAAGAGGUAAAAGAGGCUAAAGCUAAGGCAAAAAAGGAAUCAGUUGACUACCGCCGCUUGGCUCGAUUUGAUGUGAUUCUGGUACAAGGAAAUGAGAAGCUGAUUGAAGCUAUAAGUGGGGAAACAGACCAAACACGGUAUUAUUUACACAGCGAGGACUUAUUUGACAUUCUGCACGAGACACACCUCCGUAUUGGACACGGUGGCCGUACCCGCAUGGAAAAAGAGUUACAAGCAAAAUACAAGAACAUCACAAAAGAAGUCAUUAUGCUGUACUUGACACUCUGCAAACCUUGCCAGCAGAAAAAUUCAAAACUCAAGAAAGUUCUUACUUCCAAGCCACUUAAGGAAGUUAACUCAAGAUGUCAAGUGGAUUUUAUAGACAUGCAAUUGAAUCCUGACGGCGAGUAUAAAUUUAUUAUGCAUUAUCAAGACCUUCGUACAAAGCUGAGUUUCCUGCGGUCAUUAAAAUCUAAAAGGCCUAAAGAAGUUGCACAUGCUCUGUUAGAUAUUUUUACAAUCACUGGUGUGCCCAGUGUCCUACAGUCUGACAGUGGGAGGGAGUUUUCAAGCCAGAUUGUUAGUGAACUCAGUGAUAUUUGGCCAGAAUUGAAAAUUGUCCAUGGAAAGUCUUCACCCUGCCAAAGCCAGCGUUCUCCCAAUCAGACUAAUGAGAAUAUCCAAAAUAGGAUUCUCUCCUGGAUGCAAACUAACAAUUCAUCACACUGGGCCGAACUUUUAUGGUUCCUUCAGAUGACCCAAAACCACAGAGGCAUGCAGCAGGCACCAGGUGAAGGUCCCUUUAGCUCUGAAGCUAAAUUGAGCCUGUCUCAUUCUCGGUUGACUGAAGAACUUGUUGCUAGUCCGAACACAGAAGAUGACUUAGAACAGGUCGACCAAGAGUUGGAAAAUACUCUAAGAGCCCAGUAUGAAGACAAUAUGGAGACCGGUACAGAGAGUAGUGACAUUGAAGAGAAUCUUUCUCUUCCUUCUCUGGUGGCCAACAGAAACCACCCUGAAAGCAGACUAAAAUGUUUAUCUUGUGUAGUCUGUCAAAAAGAGUGCACAGGUGCUAACAGUUGCAUGUCCGGUGAUUGGAAUGUCCACCCUGUGUGUGGUGUGUCCUCUCCACACGAGGGUGAGGGCUAUAGCCGCAGCAUAACUUGCAGUCUCUGCUGUGAGACCACUGCUGUUAAGAGGAAGCAAAGUGAGAGUCAGAGCUUGAAUGCUCAACCUUCAAAACUGCUGAAGUCAUCAGAGACGCCUUUAUCAUCCAACAAAGCAGGAGACUGGAUGGCCAGACAAACUUCACUGGACUUCUUUGUCAAGAAAAGACACACUUUCUCUGAAUACAGAGGCAGUGGUAAAAGAAAUGGUAACAAUGGGAGUCAUCCUGAAGAAACGAAAACCAAAAGAGUUCAUACUACCUUCAUGCGGAAGUAUGAUCCUUCCUAUAUCGAGUUUGGUUUCGUGGCCAUAAUUGAUGGCAAAGUUCUAAAACCACAGUGCAUUAUUUGUGGGGACGUCCUGGCUAAUGAAGCGAUGAAACCAUCAAAACUGAAGCGGCAUUUGUAUUCACAACAUAAAGAAAUAAGCUCCCAACCGAAAGAAUUCUUUGAAAGAAAGAGUAGUGAAUUAAAAAGCCCACCAAAGCAGGUGUUCAAUGUUUCUCCUAUCAACAUUAGCGCUUUGCGGGCAUCUUACAAAGUAGCACUUCCGGUCGCCAAGUCUAAGACGCCCUACACAAUUGCAGAGACGCUGGUGAAAGACUGCAUCAGAGAAGUCUGCUUAGAGAUGCUGGGUGAGUCCGCAGCCAAGAAGGUGGCCCAAGUACCGCUUUCCAAUGACACCAUCGCUCGACGCAUCCAGGAACUGGCUAAUGACAUGGAAGACCAGCUCAUCGAACAAAUAAAACUAGCCAAGUACUUUUCAUUGCAACUGGAUGAAUGCAGAGAGAUCGCCAACAUGAUCGUUCUUUUAGUGUACGUGAGGUUCGAACACGAUGACGACAUAAAGGAAGAAUUCUUCUUUUCCGCCUCUUUGCCAACAAACACAACUAACUCAGAACUGUAUGAAGCUGUGAAGAAUUACAUUGUCAACAAGUGUGGUCUGGAAUUUAAGUUUUGUGUGGGCGUGUGUUCCGAUGGUGCUGCGUCAAUGACAGGAAGGCACUCUGAGGUGGUCACCCAGAUUAAGGCACUUGCACCACAAUGUAAAAUAACUCAUUGCUUCAUUCACCGGGAAAGUCUUGUGAUGAAAAAGGUAUCAGCUGAACUAAAUAGUGUGCUUAUGGACAUAGUAAAAAUUGUGAAUUAUGUGAAAUCGAAUGCAUUAAAUUCAAGGUUAUUCUCUCUACUGUGUGAUAAUAUGGAAACUGAUCAUAAGCAACUGCUUUUGCACACUGAGAUGUGGUGGCUGUCACAAGGAAAGGUUCUGUCGAGAAUGUUUGAAAUACGAAAAGAACUGUCACUGUUCCUGCAGAGCAAAAAACCAGUUUGGUCCCAGCUGUUUAGAGAUAGGAAAUGGACUGCCAGCCUUGCUUACUUAUCUGACAUCUUCAGUGUUUUUAAUGAUCUGAACGUGUCCAUGCAAGGGAAGAAUGCUACCUGUUUCUCAAUGGCAGAUAAAAUUGAAGGACAAAAGCAGAAACUAGAAGCUUGGAGAAAGAGAGUUUCCGCGGAUUGUUAUGACAUGUUCCAUAAUCUGACGACACUUAUCAAUGAAAUUGGUGAUGAUCUUGACAUAGCACACCUGCGAGCAGUUAUCAGUGAGCAUCUCACAAAUUUGUUAGAUUGUUUCGAAUGUUAUUUUGCAUCAAAAGAAGAUCCACGCAUUGGAAAUGCAUGGAUCCAAAAUCCAUUUCUUUCAUCAAAAGAUAAUUUAAAUUUAACUGCAAGUCUACAGAAUGAGCUGUUGAGGCUGGCUACUGAUGAAGGAUUAAAAACGAAUUUUGACAAUUCAGCAUCACUUGCUUCCUUUUGGAUAAAAGUUAAGAGUGAAUACCCUGAACUUGCUGCGAUUGCUUUAAAAUCUCUUCUUUUGUUCCCCUCAACGUACCUCUGUGAGACUGGGGAUAGACUACUGUGA